Molecule: messenger RNA, 1136 nt
Organism: Dictyostelium purpureum
Lineage: Eukaryota; Evosea; Eumycetozoa; Dictyosteliales; Dictyosteliaceae
Exons: 5
Coding region: 71-889 (272 amino acids)
Source: RefSeq, a predicted model, not a curated record
UAAACAACAACAACAACAACAACAAAAACAACAAAUAAUAUUAUUUAGCACAUAAUUAUUCACAACAAAAAUGGUAGAAUUAUAUGACUCUUAUGGAAUUAAAAUUUAUGUUGAUCAUAAUAAAACAACAAUCAAAGGUAUCGAUUUACAGAAAAAGUUGGCAAAAUUCUUUUUAAAUAAAAAAGUUCCAUACUCUUUAAUCUCAAUCUUUGAUAUUGCAAAUAAUUUUGAUAUUCAAAAAAGAAUUAAAGACCACUGUAAAAGAAUUCCAAGAUAUCCAUAUAUUGAAAUUAAUGGUCAAUUAUGGGGUGAGGGAAUUGCCAUAGAAGACUCACCACAACUUAACGAAUUAAUUAGUACUCUUAUUAAAUAUGGUAACGAAGAAAAUGAAAAUAAUAAAAUUGUUGAUGCAUUCAUCUCUGAUAAAAUCGAAGAUAUCGAAGAAAUCGAACAAAAAGAAACUCUUUCAGUUGGUUAUUUAGAUUCUGGCUUAAAUAUAUUGGAAUGGAUAUCAUUCGGAUUGGUCUCAAAUAUUUGGAACCCAUGGUCUACCCCUAUCGAACCAGUUAAUGAUGAAGCAGAUUUCGAAUGUGACACUAUUCGUACCAAUUGGUAUGGUAGACACCAAUAUAGAAAGUAUAGAUUCACUCCAACCGAAAUAUAUAGAAUUCAUAACAAUCUAAUUAGAACUACUCUUCACUAUAGAGAUAUUCAACAACUUAUUCUUGUUGAUAAAAAAAAUAUAAUUAUUAAAAUUUUAAAUAUCGAAGAUCAAUACAUUCAAGCCUUAGAAGACGAUAUUAUUAAAAUGAUUGAUACAAUUACAUCAAGAGCCUAUUUAGUUCCAGAUGGAGAAAGCAAAUGGAUAUCAAAUAUCGUUACAAAUUAAUUGGAAAAAAAAAAUAAUAUAAUUAUUUUUUUUUAAUUUAAUAUAUAUACUUCAAAUUUAUAACUUAUAUAUUUAUUAUAUAUGAUUUAUUAAAAAAAAAAAAUCAUAAAUCAUAAAGCAAACUAAACAGUGGGACAAUACAUAUUCAAAUUAAACCAACUCUAUAUAACUACUAUAUAUUUUUAUCUAUUUAUUUAAUGUAAUAAAAUAUUUUAAAUAAAAAAAACAUAUCCCAUUUUAUGUAUUU